This is a messenger RNA of Gadus macrocephalus (Pacific cod), 1756 nucleotides long. It is a transcript of the gene nkap, whose product is annotated as NFKB activating protein. Gene Ontology annotation, molecular function: chromatin binding. Gene Ontology annotation, biological process: regulation of gene expression. NCBI's taxonomy places the organism in Eukaryota, Metazoa, Chordata, Actinopteri, Gadiformes, Gadidae. Gene Ontology annotation, cellular component: nucleus. The record is from RefSeq and is a predicted model, not a curated record. The transcript is spliced from 8 exons. Bases 159 to 1436 code for a protein of 425 amino acids.
UUGUUCUUCGUGUAGCGAUCUGCGGAGGCACAAUAUCCUGUUUGGAAACGUUUUCCGAGAGCAACAAUCGUCAUGGCGUAUCAGGGCUCUCGGUAGAGGCCCAGUUGUUGUUUUGUUCACCAGUUCUGCCGUGGUCGUGUGUUUUAACGGCAGCCAGAAUGCCCAUCUACGACCGCUCAUCAGACCGAAACCCCGACGGUGGCAGAGACCAUAGUCCGGGCCGGACCAGAGACAGGAGUCCCGGCCGGACCAGAGACCACAGUCCCGGCCGGACCAGAGACCACAGUCCCGGUCGGACCAGAGACCACAGUCCCGCUCGUCCCCGGCGGCGGAGCAGGUCUCGGUCCCGCAGUGGAAGCCACGGAGGCCGAGAUUUGUCUCCGGACUACUUCGGUCCAAAACUUCCGAAGCCCCGAAACAGGGAAAGGGAACGAGAAGAACACGAGCACCGGCUCCAUGAGGCCCGGAACAUCAAGAGGAUCCGCAUGGGGAGCCCCCGCCGGAGCCGCUCCAGGUCCAGGGAGAGGCACGGCCAAUGGACGGAGCAGCGGGGCGGGCCGAACGACUACUACGACCAGCAGCGGGACGACGCGCAGCGGCAGCGCCAGGAGGCCUUCAUCGCCAGGCGGUUACAGGAACGGGAGAGGAUUGGGGAACUGGGCUCCCCUGAAGUGUGGGGGUAUUCUCCCAGAGUCAAGGAACCAGACUCUGACGAAUUCACACCCGUUGAAGAUGUGAAAAACAGCAGUUCAGAUGACAGCUCAGACGACGAUAAGAAGAAGAAGAAAAAGAAGAAGAAGAAAUCCAAAAAGAAGAAAAGCAAGAAGCACUCAGAAGACAGCGGGUCCGGGUCAGAUUCUGACGAGGAAGAAGUGAAAAAGAAGAAAAAAAAGAAGAAAAGCAAAAAGUCGAAGAAGUCCAAGAAGAAGAAGGUGAAGAAGAGCAAGAAGGCGUCCAGUGGUUCCAGCAGUGAGGAGUCCGGGGGGGAGGAGGGCGAGGAGGAGGACGAGGACGGGGGGCUGGUGUGGGUGGAGAAGACCUGCAUGGACGAGAACCUGGUGGGCCCUGAAGCCCCGCUGGCUCAGAUGUCUCAGGACGACAAACCUCUCGAUUUCGGCCACGCCCUCUUGCCGGGUGAAGGUGCGGCCAUGGCGGAGUACGUGAAGGCGGGAAAGCGUAUCCCGAGAAGAGGAGAAAUCGGACUGACCAGUGAUGAGAUCGCCAACUUCGAAAAAUCUGGCUUUGUAAUGAGCGGUAGCAGACAUCGCCGUAUGGAGGCUGUGCGUUUGAGAAAGGAGAACCAGAUCUACAGUGCGGACGAGAAGAGGGCGCUGGCCUCCUUCAACCAGGAGGAGCGGCGGAAGAGGGAGAGCAAGAUCCUCUCCAGCUUCAGGGAGAUGGUGUACAGGAAAACCAAAGGCAAAGAUGAGAAGUGAACGGUGCAUCUCAAGCUUUGGUUCUGGGUCUGUCCGUCGCGGUUGUAUAGCUGUGUUUUAUAGUAAAAGCCAACAUGCAUUGUCCAGCCUAGUUUUGUAAACAAAUUCUAUUUUUUUGGUUUUUAAAACAGUACUGUGCUGACUUUUUUUUUUGCUUUUAAUUUGAUUGGACAUUUGUACUAGUAUGAGUCAGAUUGGCUCACUAUGGUAUAAAUACUGUAUUGUCAAUUCUAUUUAGCAAUUGGUUGUGGGCCUGCUCUUUACCUUGUGUAAAUUCCCACACAUUCAGAAACCCACUGGUUAAUAAAUUCUUGAAUGUA